CACUGCUUCUUGCUGCAGAAAGUCCCCACAUCGGACUUCCUCGUGCGACGGUCUGCCUGAUAUGCCCUCAUUCUGCCUCCCUCUGCCCCUCCCGCGCGGCCAUUCCAUGGCGUAGGCUGAUAUCACAACAAACACCUUGAUAAGCUUCCCAGUAGCUAGCCAACACAGCCAAGACAUCACUAAGCUCACGCGCGUCUCUUCGGCACCAUGGUUGACGGCAACCGCCCCAGUUCUGUUGGUGGAGAGGAGGCUUCGUCUUCGGAUCCGGCAAGGAGGAACUCUACGAGGAGCUCCCAGUCUUCGAACGAUGGGAACACCGCUAGUUCGGGUGCACAAUACUCAAACCUGACCUCGAGCGCAGACUCGAUACGACGGCGGCCGCAAGGCAUACAGACGCAGCCCACGGGCUAUGGCUCUAUCACUUCCCCCGUACAUCGUCAGCGCGUCGCGUCUCCAGAAAGACAAGCGAAACCUAAGAAACCAGGCAUGGGAAGGAGGGCCACUUCGACACAUAUUCCCCAUAAAGGCCAGGAGUUCUCGGUGGACGAUGCCGAGGACGAGAUAGUCGAGGAUGUUCCACAGCAAAGGCCCGCGAAGAAUCCUACGCUUAGGAGGCAGCCAUCCACAGUGAGACGGAAGACAACGGCGCAGCCUCCGCCACUUGCUACCGUGGCUUCGCAAGAUGGCGAGGAUGCCGUCGAGCAAGUGCAAUCAGGCGCCCCAACCGAGCCGGAGGUGAACCCAAGUUCAUCUGGGGAGGAAGGGACCUUGAUGGCCGAUGGAGAGGAGGCUCAGGCUGCUGAGGACGAUGGCGGACAUGAUGACGGGGACGAUGACGGGGACGAUGACGGGGACCUCAGCGAUGCAGAGAGCUUCACGCUGAAGGACCGCCAAGAAGCCAUAAACGUCACUCAUCCCUUCGGCAUACGAAUAUGGAAGCCUGCUCUCUACAAGAAAGACAGAUCUGUGCAAAAGAAUGCCGAGGGUGACAUUCAUUCUACCCCUGGAUUGUUCGUCAGCAACUGGCUUUUCUUGUUCAACAUUGUCUGGACUGUCCUUUUUGGCUGGUGGCUAGCCGUCGUCGCUGGAGCGGCAUCGCUCGUCUGCUUUAUCUUCGGCUGUCUGGAUCAAAGCUCCUGGGAAUACUCAAAAGUUCUCUUCCAUCUAGCGAUAUACUUCUUCUAUCCUUUUGGGAAAUAUGUCAAGCUCAUACAAGACGAAGUCUACGCAGAAGAGGACGAAGGGGAAGGAAGAAGCAUCAGCGAAUACGAGCAGUGGCAGAGUGGAGACAUUGAAGAGGGUCGGCUGUUCUUUGGGCCUCCUAGCAGAUCUCUAAUCGGUCGCCGGAGGAACAGUAUUGACUCUGCUGAUGAGACUACCAGUCUCCUCGGGAGGGCUGGGAGAGCUAGCGCUAGUCCUCCGCGAACUGAUACUGCAAAAUCCAAAAGACGUCUCUUUGGACGUGGGAAAUGGAAUUUUGGCAGAGUAGUGUUCUUUUUCCUGUUCUACGGGCUGCUAACCCCUUCUCUGUUCUUCGUCUCCGGAAUCUGUUGGCUCCUUGUUUUUACCAUCCCAAUGGGCAAGGUCACCCUUCUCCUCUUCGAUCAUCUCCGAAGACAUCCCUUAGCUCUCUCGUUUCAUUCAGACAGCGCGGACACCCGUCGACCAGGAGACCCAGCUUCUUCCAUUCUACUCUGCACCUAUCGCGCGGUAGGCUGGAAAUACUGGAAGUAUACUAUCGACGGUACUAACAUCUUCCUCAUCAACCUACUGUCAAUUGUCGCCUUCACAAUCUUUGACUAUUGGGUGCUCGACGUUGCACUUGGUCUCAAGAUCGGGAUUACGAAUCAGUUCUUCGUGUUCGCCAUGGCCCUAUUCUCCAUCAUUCCACUUGCGUACUUCAUCGGCCAGGCCGUUGCCUCAAUCUCAGCGCAGUCUUCAAUGGGUCUCGGUGCCACAAUCAACGCUUUCUUCUCAACAGUGGUUGAAGUUUUUCUCUAUUGUGUGGCAUUGAAUAAAGGCAAGGCAGCGCUAGUCGAAGGAAGCAUUAUCGGAAGCAUAUUUGCUGGUAUACUGUUCCUACCCGGGUUAUCGAUGUGUUUCGGGGCCUUGAAACGGAAGACUCAGCGCUUCAACGUCAAAUCGGCCGGUGUAACUUCAACGAUGCUAUUGUUUGCCGUCAUCGGAGCCUUCGGUCCCACGCUGUUUUACCAGAUCUAUGGAAGUCACGAAUUAAACUGCCAUACUUGCAUCAGGCAUGACUAUGGAAACGAACAAGACUGUCGGCGAUGCUAUUACUCACAAGUUCCGGCUGUCCAUGACCGUUUUUACAUCGAAGCCGUGCGACCAUAUAUUUGGUUCGCAGCUGUGAUGCUCUUCCUCUCUUACGUGAUAGGCUUAUUAUUUACUCUAAGAACUCACGCAGCCGUAAUUUGGAGCAGUGAAUUAGACGAGAAAAAAACGGACAAGGCGGAUAUGGCUGCAAGCUAUAUGCACGGCAGUGGGCAAUUGGAUGGUCCACACACACUUACUCGACAAGCAACAAACACGUCAAUUACCGGAGGCCUCGCUCGAUCUGAUAUUCGCGACAGUCAAUUAUACAAAAGAAUCUUAGGACAAUCGUUCAAGCAGGUCGGUCUUGGUCCAAAUGGGGAGGUGCCAGAGGAGAGACCACGCUCGACGAGAAGCACUGAUGGCCAGACACCACACGUUGUUCCUCCAAGAGACCCAGAGGACGACAGAGAGCACACCAGCCUCCACCUUGCGGGGCUUUCGGAAGAGCAGAACCACACUCUCGUCCUCCAUGUCGCUGAAAUGGCCGCAACCGCAGCCGCAGUCGCAGCUCGAGACGCCACCAAAGCACCUCGCAAGUCUGCUCAGCUCGCUCAUACCUCGGCGAAACAUGGUGGCAACAAACCGUCUGUGACCAGGAGUGGGACGUUCGCUGAGGGCGUAGAAGAUACCAUGCCUGGGCAAGGACAAGCUGCCGGGGGCCACGAUGCUCCGAAUUGGAGUCGAACGAAGAGUGCCGUUAUCCUGCUCACUGCUACGCUGGCGUAUGCGGUGAUAGCAGAGAUUCUGGUCGGCACGGUGGAUGCUGUGCUUGAGAACGUUGACAUAGAUGAAAAGUUUCUCGGAAUUACGCUUUUCGCCCUAGUUCCCAAUACGACAGAGUUUUUGAACGCUAUCUCCUUCGCCAUGAACGGCAACAUUGCUUUGUCUAUGGAAAUCGGUUCAGCGUACGCGUUGCAAGUCUGUCUACUUCAGAUUCCAUGCCUAGUGCUGUACAGCGCAAUACAUGGUCGCUAUAUUGAUCCCAAUAAGAUACUCAACCACACAUUCACGCUCCUAUUUCCCCAGUGGGACAUGGUAACCGUCAUCCUCUGCGUCUUCCUCCUCUCCUACAUGUACGGCGAAGGCAAGAGCAACUACUUCAAAGGCUCCAUCCUCAUCCUCUCCUACCUUGUCGUCGUCGUCGGUUUCUACUUCUCCAGCUUCAACGACUUUGAGCGCAUGGGGGUGGACGCGUCGGACACUCUAGCGGUUGGGGGCCUGGUACAGUCCAUGUCUUUCAAGACGAUUGGGAGGCCGAGUAGCGGAAGAGCGUAUUGAGAGAAUAUCGCGACUGGUGGAGGUGGAUAAUGGAACGGGAUAUGCUUUCUAAUAGAGGUUGCGUUACUUUUUGUGGCUGGUGACAAAUUCGAUUCAUUACAUACCUUACUUGUACUUUCGUAUAUCCUAUGUUGAGCGCGGGAAACGGGCAUAGCGCGGCGUCUUGG
This is a messenger RNA of Mytilinidion resinicola, 3779 nucleotides long. RefSeq lists its product as uncharacterized. Gene Ontology annotation, molecular function: calcium:proton antiporter activity. The transcript is spliced from 5 exons. Lineage: Eukaryota; Fungi; Ascomycota; Dothideomycetes; Mytilinidiales; Mytilinidiaceae. The coding region runs from base 208 to 3612 and encodes 1134 amino acids. Gene Ontology annotation, cellular component: endomembrane system; membrane. Gene Ontology annotation, biological process: calcium ion transmembrane transport; intracellular calcium ion homeostasis. The record is from RefSeq and is a predicted model, not a curated record.